Molecule: messenger RNA, 705 nt
Organism: Nelumbo nucifera (sacred lotus)
Lineage: Eukaryota; Viridiplantae; Streptophyta; Magnoliopsida; Proteales; Nelumbonaceae
Product: non-specific lipid-transfer protein 8
Biological process (GO): lipid transport
Molecular function (GO): lipid binding
Source: RefSeq, a predicted model, not a curated record
AUGGCAAAUCUGCAACACACCUCAAGUCAGAGUUUCUUCAGUCUCCCUCUCCCUCACCAUGAAGCCCUCAGGAAUUGCAGUCACAGCAAUGGCUGUUCUGAUGCUUCUCCUCUUUGCACAAGCUUCAGAGGCUGCUAUUACGUGCAGCGAUGUCAUUAAGUACUUGAGGCCUUGUGUGAAUUACCUGGUUAACGGCUCUGGGAUGCCACCCAGUGCUUGCUGUGCUGGAGCUUCCCAGCUUGCAUCCGCUGCAACAACCCCUGCUGACAAGAGAGCUGCUUGCGCCUGCAUUAAGUCGGCAUCUCAGAGAAUAAACCCAAACCCACAAUUAGCUCAGGCUCUGCCAGGAAACUGUGGAAUCAGCUUGCCUUUCAAAGUUUCAUCCACAGUAGAUUGCUCUAAGGUUGGUUGAAAAGUUUAAAAAACCAGAGGUGUCCAAUGUUUCUCCUCUUCAUGAAACUGAAGCUACUUGAGUUAGGAGUCAAUUCUACUGUUCCUUGAGUUCUGCCUCUGUUUCCCUUCCCAUAAUAAAACGAAUCGCCAGGGAGUUAAAGCCUCAUUUCUAGUAUUUCUAAGGUUAUAGUACUGUUUCCCAUAUUAUGCGUGUAUCUUCAGUUCUAGUAUUACUAUAUAUUAUUAUAAAACUGAGGUUCCUUGUUGUCUCUGAUCUUUAAAUAAAGGCAUCUGUGUUUUUCCUGCUAUUAA